Colletotrichum scovillei is the source of this 2190-nucleotide messenger RNA. RefSeq names its product fungal specific transcription factor domain-containing protein. Gene Ontology annotation, molecular function: zinc ion binding; DNA-binding transcription factor activity, RNA polymerase II-specific; sequence-specific DNA binding. The coding region runs from base 1 to 2190 and encodes 729 amino acids. The record is from RefSeq and is a predicted model, not a curated record. The transcript has a single exon. NCBI's taxonomy places the organism in Eukaryota, Fungi, Ascomycota, Sordariomycetes, Glomerellales, Glomerellaceae. Gene Ontology annotation, biological process: DNA-templated transcription; positive regulation of transcription by RNA polymerase II.
AUGCCCUCUGGCUCAGUCAGCCGGACCGGCGCAUGCCAGCGCUGUCACCGCCGAAAGGUCAAAUGCGACCGCGCCCGGCCGUCAUGCGUACCUUGCUCCCGGAUCAACGUGCAAUGUACCUACGCCGCGAGGGAGCAUCAGAUACAACUUCGCCGGCAGGAUGUCGAGAGGCUUGAGCAGCAUAUACGAGACCUGCAGGCAGAGAAUGAUAAUCUGACAGGGAGACUAGCCGAGCAGCAACGUCAAGCAGACACCGCGGAUGAGAGGCUUGCGACUCCGAAUACGACGUCAAGUCUAGGGCUGCAGACUGACGAGGCUGAACCACCAGCUGCUGGGGGCGGCGAGAUUGCUAGUCAGGUCAUUCAUUUAUCACUCAGCGCUGGAGGAGGUCGAGACUUUGUCGGCUCGACGAGCGGGUUGUUCCUCGCCAAUCUGCUACAGUCUCACAGCCAAUUUUCCGGGACACCUAGCCAUACUGUUGGCCAACACCUAAGCUCAACGUCGCGUCAUCACGGACGUACGGGAAGCCUUGUGCCCAGUGGAGCUUCGACUUUGCCUCCAAGGAGCAUGACGGUAGAGAUACUAGAUGCAUACUCCAGUCACGACCGGCUUUGCUACCCGUUUCUCUCACCGAAAGCACUGGAUCGAGCAUUAGAUGCCGUGUACGAGGUAGGACACUUGGAGAAGGCGGAUCCGAUCGACAGCUUUCUCGUCGACAUGACUCUUGCCAUCGGAACGGCGCAAGUCUACAAGCUGAACUGGAACGGGUUCUGGGAUUCUGAGGUGCAUUACAUGCGUGCCAUGACGCGCUUGGGCGAUGUGCUCUCUCGAGGAGGCAUCACUGCUCUUCAGGCCUUGCUUCUGAUCUGUCAGUACAGGAUGGGAACGACAUCACACGAUACGAGUACUAGCGUCUGGCACUUGAUUGGGGUUGCGGCGAGGACAUGCUUCGAGCUUGGCCUGCACAAGGCGUCGACGUAUACCGUCCCUCCGGCACGACCAGGUGAGGAGGCGGAUGCGGCUGGAAGACAUGAAGACAUUGAGAUUAAGAGGAGGUGUUUCUGGAGUGUGGUAUCGAUGGAUCGAAUUGCCAGUCUCAUUCUGGGACGGCCGCUGGCUAUUCAGCUUGAGGAUAUCGACGUCGAACUCCCGCCCUUCGACAUGCCUGGCUGCCCCGCCCCGCUUUCCAAUUCCUUGUCGACGGCCACUUUUAGGACUCCAGAAUGGCAUCUCGGAACCGCAGUCUUUGUCCACAUCGUGAGGUAUCGAUUAAUCUGCGGCAAGAUCCUCAACGUCCUCCACCGCAGUGCGAACACUUCCCGAGACCCAGUCACCUACGAAGACAGUCGAAGCGCCCUCGUCGAAGAGCUCCAGUCAUGGCGUGAGGGGACGACGAACCUACCACUGAUUCCCCCAGAUGCGCCGCUCACCUCACCCGCCAGCAGGUCCAGUUUCCGCUCGGCGGAAUGGUACAAUCUCCUGUACCACAACGGGAUCCUGAUGCUGUUCCGCCCGUCUCCCACAUUAUGCGAUGCCACUGGAAAUAGCAUCGUGCUACAACACAUGUUUGACUCUUCGCAAGAGGCAAUAAAGCUGUACGCCAACCUACAUCGCUCCAGAAAGAUCAACUAUUCUUGGGUGACACUCCACUCCGUCUUCAUCGCAGGGCUCUCCUACAUCUAUGCACUGAGAAAUCAUCUCCAGCACAUACAAAGCCGGAACCCCGCGAAUGCAAACACGCCUAGAGCUACACUACGAACAACCCCCACAAUCAGUCAGGUGGUCAACGACACCCGAGCCUGCUCAAAAGUGCUGGUGGCGGUAUCGGAGAGAUGGGCCAUGGCGCGCAACUGCUCUGAAGUGUUUGACCGCCUCAGUGACGCCGUUGUCGCUGAUAUUGUUGAAGCCCAAACUGGUCACGGUUCAUCAUCAAAUGAGCCGGCUUAUAACAACCAACCCACAGGCGAGACUGAACACCUAUCUCAAGCUAUGGACAUGAGCCUCAAUGAUGCCAUGUAUGGUCAAGCCUCUGGCCAGAAUUUUGUCAAUAUGACAGUCGACGAGACUUUACGAGAUUGCUUCGGGGAUCUGCAGAAUAUCUGCUAUGACCAGUAUCACAGCGAUGCGAUUGCUCAACUUUCCCAAGAUUGGUUAUUUGGGAUGGGAAAAACUCCAAGUCGCUACUUCUAG